This is a messenger RNA of Prorocentrum cordatum, 1494 nucleotides long. Lineage: Eukaryota; Dinophyceae; Prorocentrales; Prorocentraceae. The record is from the annotation of a GenBank genome assembly.
UCACGCGGCGCGACCACGUGGCCUCAGCUGCGCGACCCGCGACCCACACGGGGCCUGGAAGACGGUAGGGGGAGGGAGACGGGGGGAGGGGGAGAGGAGCGGAGCGGAGCGGAGGCGCCGGUUCCGGGCACCGGGGGUGCCCAUGCCCUUUGGGCAAGGCGCAAGAGGCCGUGGCCUCAGACCGUGUGGGUGCUGAAACUCUGGAUGACAUAGUUCACGAACCAGAACAAAUAGAGCGCGUGGGAGGAAUAGGACAGCAACCAACACAAAUAGAAAAUGUGGACGAAGUAGUACACGAGCCGGCGCAAAUAGAAGACAGGGAAGACGGAGUUCAGGAUUGUGCUUGUGGUCGGUGGUGUUUGUUUGUGGUCAGUGCUGGUGGUCGAUUCCUGUGUUCUGUCAGUGUUGUUGGUCGGUGCCACGUGCUGGUGGUCAGUGUUGGUUCGUGGUGGUCGAUGCUGGUGUUCGGUGGCGUUUGGUGCUGGUGGCGCUGCUGGUCGUGCGGGAACCUGGUGGUGCUGGUGGCGCUGCUGGUGGCGAUGCCGGUCACAGUCAACUGGUGUAUGCAAGGAAGCUGCUUUCAAGUGUGUCCCACCACGUUGUCUCCGUUGCGGCUGUCAACCAUCUUAUGUCGUUGCUGUCGUAGUGGAUAUGCUGCCGUGGGCGAGUGGCUUCGUUGGUGUUGCCUUGUGCGGCUGCGUCGCUGGUAGUCGGGUGCAAACUUUUGAGAAAUUUUCGAAUGUCGUCGUCCCACCGCUUUUGUUGACCACCAUGUUUCCGAUAGCCCUGCUGACUCUCGUCAAGAGACAGGUUCCAGUUCAUUGCUCGUUGUGUCCAUCGGUUCGGUGGGUGAUGUGCUACUCGUGCGGCCCAGCGCCAGACCUUUUUUCUGUGUAUUUGCUCCACGCCAGGGAUGUCGUGCAUGCUCAUUAGCCCUUCGGCUCUGCGCGUGCUACGACGGAUGAUGUCGGACCACAGCUCGCUGUCGUCCGUCGUCUGGUCGUCGCUAGUGUCUUCACGCGGAGUAGGCGGGUGGCUGGAUGCGUCGCGGUCGCUGGAAUCGUUGGGAUCGUCUCUGCUGGGGUCGUGGUCGUUGUGGGUGUCCGUGGGCGGGGUGGGGUGUGUUGACGUGCGAGUGUUCGUGCGCCUUCUCGGUGUUCCGAUGAUCGCUCUGACCAUUCGUCGUUCUGUGCGGCGUAGCUGUUGCCUGAGAGGCUCUGUUAAGGUCCACGUCUCUGCGCCGUACGUCAAGGUGGGUAUUACAGUGCCACGGUAGAGUCGCAGCCUGUGCUGGAGUGGGUAAUGUUUGCUCGUGAGCUCUUGUCUGUGCCCUGUGAAGCAUGCCCACGCAGCCUGUAUGCGAUGUUGGAUCUCUGUAGCCGAAGCGUCCUGGAACGUGAUCGUCUGGCCGAGGUACGUCAGCUUGCCGGUGCACGGGACAAAUUCGAUGUCGAUGUUUGAUGUUUGCAAUCGUGGCCUUGCGCGUUCGAAUCC